This is a messenger RNA of Symbiodinium sp. CCMP2592, 195 nucleotides long. The record is from the annotation of a GenBank genome assembly. NCBI's taxonomy places the organism in Eukaryota, Dinophyceae, Suessiales, Symbiodiniaceae.
AUGACGGAGCUCUGCAACAUUCGCGCCCACGAUAUCGUCAAUUUCGUCGAGCAGGACAUCGAGGUCGAGAAGAAGGAAGUAGAGGAGGAGAAAGAGGAAGGACACGGACACGGUGGACAUGGUGGCCAUGAGGCCUGGAAGUAUAAGACGUACGAAUGGGAGGGCAAGGAAUACGGAGAAUAUCACGGAAGGUGA